CCGCCUCCUCUCCUCUGCUCCAGUCUCCGGCUCCGUUCACCUCCCAAAACAACUCAACGAAAUCGAACUACCGAAGGGACGGAAGAAGAGAGAGAGGGAAAUCCAAUGGCGGACGCGGCGUCGUACGAGGAGCAGCGGCGGAGGCAGGUGGAGGCGAACAAGCGGAAGCUGGAGGAGCUGCAGCUCCACCACCUCUCCGCCGCCGUCCGAGAGGCCGCCGCCAAUCCCUCGCCGGCCAAGUCGUCGAAGCGGAAGGCACGGGCGCCGCGGGAUGCCACCGGUGGGGACGCGACGCCGCUCCGGCGGUCCGGACGUGUCGCUAACCUCCCCGAGCAGCCCAAGUACCGCGAGGUUGUUCCUGAUUUCGAGAGGAAGGUUAGGAGGACGUACGGCACGGGGAGGAGGGACCUGGCCAACCGGGUGUACGCGACCGACGAGGAGCGGAGCUACGCCAUCUCCAAGGCCGAGGAGCUGGAGGACGAGCUGGGCUCCGGCCACCCAAUCUUUGUGAAGCCCAUGACCCAGUCCCAUGUCACCGGAGGGUUCUGGCUGGGCCUCCCGACUCAGUUCUGCCGGAAGUAUCUGCCAAAGCGUGACGAGACGAUCACGCUGGUGGAUGAGGAGGAUGACGAGUCCGACACGCUCUACCUCGCGCAGAAGGCGGGCCUCAGUGCCGGAUGGAGGGGAUUCGCCAUCCAUCACAAGCUGGUUGAUGGAGAUUGCUUGGUCUUCCAGCUGAUUGAGAGGACAAAAUUCAUGGUCUACAUAAUCAGAGCAAGUUCCUACUACGAAAAUGAGGACUGAUGAAACUGGGGCCCUUCUAAUAUGGUGAUUGGAGCGCAGUUCUGGAGAUGGGUGCACUGGGCAAAACCAGUGUGAACAGGAUGGGACAAGUUCGCAUAUGGAGAUUGCUGGGCGUCUUCAACCUUUUGAGUGGCAAAAACACUGAUGUUUGAACUAUUUACUUAACCUAGUAUCUACCAGUUGCUAAUUUGUGGACUUCUUGGGCUUACAUGGUUCACAAAUCUGAAUUAUGUAAGGGGAUGUGUAUUGCAA
This is a messenger RNA of Phragmites australis (common reed), 1056 nucleotides long. RefSeq names its product B3 domain-containing protein Os06g0194400-like. The transcript is spliced from 7 exons. The coding region runs from base 106 to 804 and encodes 232 amino acids. The record is from RefSeq and is a predicted model, not a curated record. Gene Ontology annotation, molecular function: DNA binding. NCBI's taxonomy places the organism in Eukaryota, Viridiplantae, Streptophyta, Magnoliopsida, Poales, Poaceae.